Messenger RNA from Prorocentrum cordatum, 5241 nucleotides. Lineage: Eukaryota; Dinophyceae; Prorocentrales; Prorocentraceae. The record is from the annotation of a GenBank genome assembly.
GCCCGGCAUGUGGGCGCCAGCGACCCGCACUUCUCAUGGUAUGCAGCAUCCUGCGGGCAGCGGGGCGCACGCCCCCUGGCCACGGUCUUCCACCUCUGCAAGUGCAGCGCCAACGAGUGCGGGGCGGUCGCUCCAGUUGGCGCUGUGGUCGAGCACUUGGACGUGUGGCAGGUGGUGGACCCCCGCGACGUGGCCCGCGAGCAGGCAAAGCUCAUCUGCCCAGCAGCGGAUCCUGGGGCGCCUGUGCUGACCGACGCGCCCUCAGCCGAGCCAUUGCCUGGAGAGCUCAGCGGCUGGCCGCUCGGGGAUGGGGGCAACGAAGACGUGGCGGAGGGCACCCAGACCCCGGGCGGUCCAGGAGAGGCGAGCCCACUCGACCAGGAGAUCGCAGGGCUCGAGGAGACCGCCGUGGACCCCGAGCUCGAGGCGCGGCUGGUGCGGCUAGGGGGCAGGGCAGCUCGUGGUGUGCCGAGGCAGGGCACGCCCAAGAGCGCUGCGCGCCCGGCAGGAGCCGUAGGCGAGCGCCUGGCACAGGUGGUUGCUGGCCGAGCCGCCGCUGCUGCCCCUGCGCGCACUGGCGCCUCGGGGACGAGGAGCAGGCUGGCAUCGGCCUUGACCGCGGCGCUCCUGGGCCGCGACAACGACGACGCGGAGGACGGCGCAGAGAGCGACACGGAGCGCCUAGGGGGCCGCGACUGCUACCAGGGCGUGAACAUCAAGCGCGAUUUGUUCCGCAGGAUCGCUCGACAGCGGCCCGGCGCUCUCCUCGAGAAUGGGCUUGGCCACCUGCGCAGCCAGUUCACUCAGCAGUUGUCCGCAGGCGAGGCCGACCCGCUGGCCCCGUGCGUCACACAGUUCCUGAACACGGAGUUGAUCGUUGCUCACCCGCCGCGGAGGCUGGGGACAGACGAGGUGCGGGUCCUCCGCACGCUGGGGCUGGUGCUCGACGGGAUCCUGCGCGGGGAGGUCGUCGAGAAUGCGGAUCUGCUCAUGCAGGAGUUCAAGGCGCGGACGAUGGCCAUCCGCGACGGCAACUGGCGGUCGGCACGAUGGCUUACGCUGGUCGCGCAGGAACACCUUCCGUCAGGCGCCUCUCUGGACGAGGAGAACGCUGCCGAGAAGGCCGAGGCCCGGGAGCUGAAGGUCGUCGAACUCCGCCGGCGACUUGCAGACCGCAGGACCAGCCGCAGUCCCUCGCGGUCGGUCCAGCUCCUGAGCGACUCCGAGGGGGACCUCGACGCAGCAGCCGCCGCCCGCGUGCCACCAGCGGACGCGGCUGCAGGCCGGAGCUUCGCGCAGCACAAGGCGGCCCACCCAAGGCGCGAGGGCGAGACCCAGGCAGCGUGGAAGGCGCGCAUCGAGAGGCCGCUGGCUGCCAAGAGCCGCGGCAAUGGCAAGACGGGGAAGAGCCGCGGCACGAGCACUGUGAGCACAGGUGUCAGCUCCAAGUUCAGGCUCGCCCUCGCGGUCCACGAGGCGGUGCACGGUUCGCCAGGGGCGAUCGGGCGGUACGUUCGUAAGAUGUGCACUUCGCCAGACCCCACGGCCAGCUUCGCGCGGCUGCGCGAGGUGUUGCCGUUACCGUUGCCCGACGCCCCACUCUUCGAGAGGUACCGUGCCGCCGGGUACUUGCACCAACAGUUGCCGGAGACCUGCGAGGUGGACGCCGCCACGGCGCAGGGGUGGGCCCAGCUCGUGGUCUUCAGCCUGAACUACCAGUACACGGGGCACAUGCGUUGUCCAACCGUCGCCGCGAGGCGGCCCACAGCAAGUCAGACCAGUGCGCUCGGCAUUGUGCAGGAGGCCUGUGAGUAUUUCGUUCAGGAUGCCGCCGCAGCGUUCGAGCUCCCAGACUGGGACCAGGUCAUCGCGUCGAAGACCGUCUCCUACGGGGGCGAGGAGACGUCCCGCGCCCUGGCGCUCUCGCUUGCAGGCAUCAUGCCAGGCCUCCCCGCGCAGGGCGUCACCGCAUCGGUCAAGGCAGUCGACAUCGCGGACGCUCAGGUGGGCGCCUGGCUUGCCGACCCCACGCUGGCUUUGCUCCCUCGGGAUGAGUGGCCUCCUGAGGUCCCGCGGGCGGCGAUCCAGGUCACGUCCAAGCAGGAGUGGAACCGUAUCGGGGCCAAGCUCGUCGAGCGGGGGCUGGCUGCGCCGAUCGCCGACGACCGCAUCUUCAAGGUCGGGAACCGCAAGGUGCUCGCUGGGGCGUUCGGGGUCGCCAAGGGCGGCACUCCGUCACCUGGCCAGGCGUGCGUCCAGCGCCUGAUCAUCAACAUGGUCCCGGCCAACAGCUACCAGCACAUCAUGAGGGACGACAUUGGGACCCUAAGUGCAUCGCCCUCGUGGGUCGCCAUCCCGCUCCCAGAGGGCCACAUGCUGCUCUGGUCCUCAGAUGACCAGGCCUCCGCUUUCUACUGCUACGGGCUGCCCGAGGCCUUGCAGCCAUACAUGGCCCUCGCGGAGGCGAUCCCGAUCGAGGUCAUCGGUGUGCCGGGUCCAGGGGAGACACACUUCGCGCUGCGCGUCAUCCCGAUGGGCUGGAUCUACGCGGUCACGGUGCUUCAGCACUGCCACAGGCGCCUCGGGUUCGGCUCUCGCCCCCUCGCUGCGGGGUAUCCCGCGCAUCUCGAGUGGCGCAAGGAGCGCCCACUUCCGUUCGAGUCGAAGGAGCUCGAGCAGCAGUGGAUCCAGUACUACAUCGACGACUGGGACCAUGGCGAGGUGGUGCCCAACGCGAUGGUCGCGGAGCUCCUCGGCACGAUGAGCUUCGCGCAGGAGGAGCAGAGGGCCGCCUACGGCCGCUCGGGGAUCAGCGUCGCCCCCGGCAAGGCCAAGCACCGCGCGCUGGUCCUGGAGCGGAUGGGCGCGGGUCUUGACGGGGCCGUCGGCCGGGUCGGAGUCACGACCGAGAAGCUGCACCAGCCGCUGGCGUUCAUCCUGUGGGGCAUGGGCAGACAGGGGCUCUCGUCGCAGGGCAUGCUCAUGAUCCUGGGCAGGUGCGUCAGGGCAGCGGAGUUCAGGAGGCCUUUCAUGGGGUUCCUCAACAGCGUGUGGGCUGCUGGGCGCUGGACGCGACCGCAGGCUGUUCCCCGUGGCAUGUACGACGAGCUCUUGGGCUUCGCGAUGGCGCUGCCGCUGGCAUACACCGACCUGCGCGCAAAGAUCGACACUUGUGUCAUUGCGACCGAUGCCAGUGAGCGCGCUGGGGGCAUCUGCCACACGGCUGGGCUCUCGGCGCAGGGCGUUGCCUGCGCGAGGGGGGGAGCUUCAGCAGUGACUUUGCGGCCUGGUGCAGUUGCGGCUCCUGUGCGCGGUGUGCGGUGGCGCCCUCGCAUAGUUCUCAUCGAGCUCUUCGCAGGCGCUGCUGGGGCCGCGGUGGCGGCCUCCAGACUCCCGAUCGACGUGAUCGCCCACGUCAGCUGCGAGGUUGAGCCCGCUGCCCGGCGACUGGUGCGUCGCCGCUGGGCGGGCGUGAUCGAGCUUGGCAACAUUGAGGCCGUCGACACGGAGCGGUUCACUGAGAUGCUGAAGGGUUAUGCGCGGGACACCGACUGGGUCGUCUUGACCGCGGGAAGCCCGUGUCAAGAUCUUGCAAGCAUCAAUGUCGUGGGGACCGACCUAGAGGGGUCGAGGUCGAAGCUCUUCUUCCGGGUCCCCGAGCUGAUCCAGGCAGCGGAGGUUGCCUUUCCCAAGCGCACCAUGUGGUUCGUCGAGAAUGUGUUCAGCAUGACCCUGGAGUCGAGGGCGGAGAUCACCAGGGCGCUGGGAGUCACGCCCGUGUUCCUCGAUGCCAGGGGUCACACUCACGUUAGGCGGCCCCGCCUGUACUGGUGCUCGUGGCCCGUCACGGCGUUCUUGGCGUCCGACGCCACCGUCGGGACCAAGGGUGUGGGUGAGGCCGCGUACUUCAAGGUCUCGCUUGUGGUGGAGAGGCUCCCACUGAGUGCCUCGCUCUUGGAGGGCUGGUCGACGCUGGACCCUGAGGCGGACCUCCCGUGUUUCACGAGGCCGAUCCCGCGACGCCACGCGCCGUUCCGGCCCGUGGGCCUCGACCGCGCCUCGGUGCUGGUCGCGGAGGGCUGGGCUGCCGACAGCUACCGCUACCAGGUCAACAACUCCGGGGACGGCAGCCUCAUCUGGGACGUGAGGCGUCAGCGGGGCCAGCUGCCCGUGCCUGAGGCGAACUGGAACGUGGUCCCCGAUUUCCAGCAGCCAGGCCAUCGCGACCCGCAGUUGGAACGCAGCCUGAUUGUAGAGUUCCUGAGGGUCGCGGACCGCGGGGGCACGGACGUCGGGCUUGACACCGGGGCGCCCUACCGCGCCCGCGCGUGGCCGCGGGCAGCGCUCCGUGCGCACCUCUGGGCCUGGCGGAUCGCCAAAGGCUUUCGCUGGCAGCGGCCCGGGCACAUCUCGGCGCUGGAGCUGGAGGCUGCGGUGGCUGGAGCGCGCUGGAGGUGCCGAGCAGUUGAGAACCACCGCUGCCGCUACCUGCACAUUCUGGAUGCCCGAGCGAUCGCGGCAGUCAGCACCAAGGGCAGAUCGAGCGCGAGGGCUUUGCAGCCCGCGCUCCGCCAGCUCAACUCCCUGCUCCUCGCGACAGCAGGGUACCCGCUGUACGGGUACUGCGACACCGACGACAUGCCCGCCGACACGCCGUCCCGCUGGAGCUUCGGCCGCCGCUGCCACGCUCCCAGUGCUGCCGCCGGCAAGAGCCAGGCGAUGGUCACGCCGCUCACCCUGCAGCGGUACCGUGUGGCGGUCGGUGAGGUCGUUGAUUUCUGGAUUCAGGAGCACCGGCAGCCGCAGACGCCCGCUCAGGUCGACGCUGGCGUGGCCGCCUUCAUCGAGAGCCGUUGGCUGAGCGGAAGAUCUUUGUUUGAAGUUAAUAAUGCUCUUGCAGGCAUCACGCACGCUUUCCCGCCCGUGCGAGGGCACCUGCGGGACAGCGGACGUUUGGCCAAGGCGUGGCAACGCCUGGAGCCAGCUGGGCAUGCGCUGCCGAUCGGUCCGCUGAUCGCGGCAACGUUCGCAGGUGCAUUCGCGGCCGUGGGCCAGCUUGGCGCUGCGGCAGUGCUGGCAGCAGGCUACGGCGCUUUCCUCCGGACGGAUGAGAUUACCUCGCUCGUGCGGUCUGAUGUGCAGCUGUAUCCAGUCCGCCAUAUGGCCGUGCUGCAGCUGCGCAACACCAAAAGCCAGCAUCAGACUGGUGCCCGAGAGUUCAUGCUCGUGCGAGCGGUGUAG